Molecule: messenger RNA, 651 nt
Organism: Acaulospora colombiana
Lineage: Eukaryota; Fungi; Glomeromycota; Glomeromycetes; Diversisporales; Acaulosporaceae
Source: the annotation of a GenBank genome assembly
AUGUUGGAUACUGACGAAGUGCUUGUUGCCGCCAGAAAGGCCAAAGAAGCCGGGAGCACCAGAUUCUGCAUGGGAGCUGCAUGGCGUGACCUGAGCGGUCGAAAAUCCAAUUUUAAAAAAAUUCUGAAUUAUGUGAAAGAGAUCAGGUCCAUGGAUAUGGAAGUCUGUUGUACGCUGGGAAUGUUGAAUGAGGACCAAGCAAAAGCAUUAAAGGAAGCAGGAUUAACAGCGUAUAAUCAUAAUCUAGAUACUUCACGAGAGUUCUAUCCUAAGAUCAUAACCACCCGAUCGUAUGAUGAACGUCUCGAAACAAUUUCAAAUGUUCAAAACGCGGGUAUCUCCGUAUGCUCCGGAGGUAUCAUAGGAUUGGGUGAAAAUUCGGAAGAUCGCGUAGGUAUGUUGCAUACUUUGGCCACAUUAUCUCAGCAUCCCGAGAGUGUACCCAUCAACGCACUCGUGCAAGUUGAAGGCACUCCAUUGGAAAAACAAGAGGCUUUAUGUUUCUUGGCCGGGGCCAACUCCAUCUUUACCGGUGAUAAACUGUUGACGACUGAUAACAAUGAUUUCAAUGAGGAUCAGGAAAUGUUUAAGAUUCUAGGACUUAUUCCGAAAACGGCAAACUUUGAUCAACCAUCUCCGUUGCACCAGUAA